CGAUUUCACCGCGAGAGCCUGGACUGAAGCGGCGAAUACGAGCGUGCCGCCGCACCCGGAAGCCGGCCUGCGUGUUCGUAGGUCCCACUGGUGCGAGACCUCGGCGUAACCAGCGAGCGACGCGCCCGCAGCGGCCCCGCGCAACAGUUGCAGCGGCUCGCCGGGAGCAGAGCGCUGCGCUAAAGGAGCGCCGCAGAGGCACAAAUGGGCGGCUUCGGCUCGCCCGGCGGCGGACGGGGACGAGGCGGCAAGGGCCGCGGGAGAGGAGGAGGCAAGGGCGGCCGCGGCAGAGGCGGCGGCAAGGGCAAGGGCCGCGGCAAAGGAGGCAAAGGCAAGGGCAAGGGCAAGGGCGGCGCCAAGGGCGGCGCCAAGGUCGUCGUCGAGCCUCAUAGACAUGAGGGCGUCUUCAUCGCGAGAGGCAAGGAGGACGUCAUUGUGACCCUCAACAGCACCCCCGGCAAGGACGUCUAUGGGGAAAAAAGAAUUAGUGUGGACGGCCCGGCGAACGAGGACGGCACGACGACCAAGAUUGAAUACAGAGUGUGGAAUCCGUUCCGCUCGAAGCUGUGCGCCGCAAUCCUCGGCGGCGUCGAUACGAUACACAUGAAACCCGGUAGCAAAGUUUUAUACUUGGGAGGCGCCGCGGGUACCACAGUAUCCCACGUGUCUGAUCUAGUCGGCCCGCAGGGCUGCGUCUACGCCGUCGAGUUCUCGCACCGGCCGGGCAGAGAUUUGAUUAAUAUGGCCAAGCAUAGAACCAACGUCAUUCCCAUAAUAGAAGAUGCCAGACACCCGCUCAAGUACCGCAUGUUGGUGGGCAUGGUCGAUUGUGUGUUUGCGGACGUCGCGCAGCCGGAUCAAGCCCGAAUUGUCGCGUUAAAUUCGCAGUACUUCCUCAAGGCGGGCGGCGGCUUCGUGGUCUCGAUCAAGGCGUCGUGUAUUGAUAGUACGGCGACGCCGGAGGCCGUCUUCGCCGCCGAGGUCGCGAAGCUCCAGAAGGACCAGUUCAAGCCCAAGGAGCAGCUGACGCUCGAGCCGUACGAGCGCGACCACGCGGUCGUGGUUGGCUUGUACCGGCCGCCCAAGAAGUAGCCUACUACGCGUCGCCUAAGGGUCGCUCCACCACG
This is a messenger RNA of Pelagomonas calceolata, 1127 nucleotides long. NCBI's taxonomy places the organism in Eukaryota, Pelagophyceae, Pelagomonadales, Pelagomonadaceae. The record is from the annotation of a GenBank genome assembly.